Globicephala melas (long-finned pilot whale) is the source of this 3738-nucleotide messenger RNA. It is a transcript of the gene USP50, whose product is annotated as ubiquitin specific peptidase 50. Gene Ontology annotation, molecular function: cysteine-type deubiquitinase activity. NCBI's taxonomy places the organism in Eukaryota, Metazoa, Chordata, Mammalia, Artiodactyla, Delphinidae. Gene Ontology annotation, cellular component: cytosol; dendritic spine; postsynaptic density. The record is from RefSeq and is a predicted model, not a curated record. Gene Ontology annotation, biological process: protein K48-linked deubiquitination; protein K63-linked deubiquitination; Ras protein signal transduction.
AUGGCUUCACAACAGCCUUUCACUGCAGAUGACUUCGGUAUCUACUGUGUCCUCACAGAGUGCACAGAUCACUAUGACCCCUUUCCAGUUAAUGAGGCUGAUGAGAACCAGCCCCAUUUCCAGGGAGUGACUGGUCUGCAGAACCUGGGCAACACAUGCUACAUGAAUGCCAUCUUACAGUGUCUCUGCAGCAUCUCACCGCUGGUGGAAUACUUUCUCUCUGGAAAGUACAUUACCGCUCUUCAAAAGGAUUGCAGUGAGGUUGCCACUGCUUUUGCCUACGUGAUGACAGACAUGUGGCUUGGAGACUCUGACUGUGUCUCACCAGAAAUAUUUUGGUCAGCUUUUGGCAAACUCUACCCAGCAUUUAUGAAAAAGACGCAGCAAGAUGCUCAGGAAUUCUUGAUUUAUGUCCUGAAUGAACUUCAUGAAACUCUGAAAAAGUACCACCGAAGAAGAUCAUAUGAAAAAAGAUCUAUUCCGAGAUCCUGCAGGAAGAUGAUUGCCAACGAGUCCUCCAUCAUCACCCGGCUGUUUGAAGGGCAGCUCAAUUAUAGCAUCAUAUGUUUAAAGUGUGAGAACUGUACCUACAAGAAUGAAGUCUUCACCGUCCUCUCCCUCCCCAUUCCAUCCAAAUACGAGUGCUCUCUUCAGGACUGUCUCCAGUGUUUUUUUCAACAAGACACACUGGCCUGGGACAACCAAAUUUACUGUUCCUUUUGCGAAACCAAGCAAGAAACAGCUGUGAAGGCCAAUAUUUCUAAAGCACCAAAAAUAAUUGUCUUUCACUUAAAAAGGUUUGACAUUCUGGGUACAAUGAAAAGGAAACUGAGGACAGAUAUUCAUUACCCGCUCACUAACUUGGACCUUACUCCUUACAUUUGUCCAAUUUUUCGGAAACAUCCUAAAUAUAACCUCUGUGCAGUGGUGAACCACUCUGGUGAUCUGGAUGGUGGCCACUACACUGCUUUCUGCAAAAACUCAGUGACUCACGCCUGGUAUAACUUUGAUGACACACGAGUCAGUGAGAUUCCAGAUACUUCAGUUCAAACUGCUACAGCAUAUCUCCUGUUCUAUAGCUGCCAGCCCUUUUCUAUACCUAUACAAAAACGCAAGAGUUAGGAAAAUGGUGUUUCCUGAAAAUUGCAAAACUAGCAAUUAGAACCUGGUACUUAAGUUUUGCUUUGUCAUUAAAACUCUUGCAACUUACUUGCGUCACUGACAUUUUUAAGUCUUUCUGGAAUGUUACGCAACCUUCACAAGGUAAGUCUAUAAAAAGAUGGGUCCUGGCCCACUGAAAAAGGCAGCAUGAAAAUGAUGCAAUGCUAACGAAUGGGGACCUUCAAAGCAAUCAGAUUAUAAGUAUUAUGUUCAGGUUUCAAAGUACAGUGUUUAUUAGUGUGUAUUAUUUUUAUCAUAAACUAUCUCAUAAUAAUUAUAUAUAUCCAACAAAUUAUUUUCCAAAGAUACUUCAUGGAGCUAAACCAAAAUAACUUUUGUUCAAGUGGCUCUGUGAGGUUAGGAAUGUGAUUUGAAAAUAUUUAAUUGUUCAGAUAAUUUAGGCAAGAAACUAUAAUCUCUCAGACUAAUUGUAGAACAUGAAAAGUUGUCAGUUUCACAAUUCAACACCUUCCUUUCAUCUUCUUCCUGAGUGUCCACUAAUGGUGACAUCUUUCAGAAGCACCUUUAGAAUCUUGUUUUUAUAUUUACAUAUUGACUUUACCUAUAACAACCAAGUCCCUGAGGUAAAUGAUAAAUUCUAAGCUCCUCUAUCCCUUUUAAUACAUCACUUUGUAAAGAUGUGGUUUAUAAUGCAGUUCACUUUGCAGUCAUGUCUGACUCAUCUCUUUUUAUCUUAAUCCUAAGAAUUCUACUACUCUUGAUAGAAUGAGUCUGGGCAUUAAGUUAUUUGUAUUUUACUCUGACUCCCAACUCUGAGCGCAUCAUAAGUGCUAUGUGCAGUUCAGGGUCAAGGUAAAGGAUGAGUGGAAUCAAGUGAUGCAAAGGAAUAAGUGUACUAAAUUUUAAGUCAUUGUAGUGGUAUAAAGAGUGUAUGUAUAAAAUCUGUAAUUCUACUGUUCUAUGUUUAAUAAUAUAAAAUUAAAGACAGAACACUUACAGGGUUUUAAAUUAUUUUUCUCAUUAAGAUUUUAAUGUAGGUGUAAAUGAAAAUUCUCAUUUAAAAAAUUAAAGAAAAGUUUCCAUUUAUUUUUUUAGAAUAAAGAUUUAGUGCACAAAUACAGCCCAAAGCCAACAGAAAAAUAGCUUUGCCCUGUCAUUUGCCUAAGAAAGCACUGCAAUUACUCAGAAUAGGCCAAAAGGAAAGAAAAAAAAAAAGCAAUCCUCUGAGUUCUAGGCUUCACAAAAGGACCACAUCUUAUACUAUGUACAUCGAUUUGAUGUGCAAGUGUGCAAUAAAUAUAUACACAUACAUUCCUAUCUGUUUUACAUCAUUCUAGAGUAUUCAUAGAUCAAGCUGGGAUUCAGAAAUGUGAAAAGGCCAUAACAGUAAAAAGGAAAAUAAAGGAUACAAUGGUUUUUAGACCAGUAGAAUAAUUAUGCUUAGCUAAUUAUUUUAACUUUGGAGCAAACUAAAAAAGUUGUUUUGUUUUGAAAUAAAUGGUACCUGUAAGGAAUGCUUACUGCAAUACUCGUUAAAUGUGCUUGGUCAGUUGUUUGAUAAUAGCACUGACCUGAAGUAUAUGGUAUAGUAACACAACUCUCACUGUCCUAGAAUUCCUUUAAAUGGCCAGCUAUAGCUAUCCAGAAUCUUUAAGCAUUUCAAGAAUUGUGUUGCUCAGCCUGUUAAAAGAUAACUAGCUUAUAACCUACUUCUCCUUAUGUGGCUACAUCAGUUACUCGUGGUCCCAAUGACGUAUAAAAGAGGAUAUAAGCUGCUGAAGAUUUCACAGAAGAAACGGAAAUAUCAGAAACUUCAUGAUCAUCAAAUUUAAACCACCGCUGUCUUGCUGCAUUUUUACAAUAGGCAGUGUAGUGGCCUCCAUCCAGCCCACCAUAGUGAUUCUGUGCCAAACAAGACAGAAAAUCAAAUCAAAUUGAAUUAUUUAAAAUAUGUCAAUAAUUUCAAAGACUUAUGUUGCUCUUACUUUCCUAUGAGGUAAGGAACCACUUGAAACUGGGUUUUUUAGUUUCCUUCUAAAGAAACUGUAUUUAGUUUAAUGAGAUACUUACCGAAACAGAAAACAAGUUAUAUUUCCUCAAAUUGUUCUUUGGACCAAUAACAUACUGUGACAAGUCAAGAUUUUCUAAUGGGAAGUCCACAGAUGUCUGUAAUUUUUGCUUCCAUCUGCCAUCAUAGGAAAAACUGUAGAGCAUAACAUUACAGCAAUUACACUGACAGACCAAAGACAUCAGAAUGAACCCUAAUUCAUUCAUUAACAGUCCAGAUUUUUAGACAGGACCAUAAAAUCCAUUUCAAACACACAAUCAGAAUUUUAAUAGUGGAGGGACCUGUUAAAGACACCUGGUUUGGGACUUCCCUGGUGGUCCAGAGGUUAAGACUCAGCGCUUCCAAUGUACGGGGCGUGGGAUCGAUCCCUGGUUGGGGAACUAAGAUCCCACAUGCUGCAUGGUGCAGCCAAAAAAGAAAAAAAGAAGAGAAAAAAAGAAGAAGAAAAAGAUAACGUAAGUCCCCUACAUACGAAUCUUCAAAUUGUGAACUUCCAAAGACGUGAAUGUGCCCGCGUAUGCCAGCUGUUGUACUGUACUACUAUACUU